AAAAUAAAAUAUAUGAAGUUUACAGCUCAAGGUAACUUUGAGUUACAGGUUUGUUUAUCCUGUUCUUAAUCUGUCACUGACUGUUCUCUGAGCCUUUGGCUUUGGAUAAAAUGCAAUGGCUUUUGCUUUGUUCUGCAUCUUGUGACAGUGGCAUACCAUGAGGAACAAGUUUUCCUUCAUCUUUAGAGAUAAAUGACUUCAUUAUACUCCUAAAACAUUCUGUAACUUUAAGCCCAAAUUUCUCCACCAGCUUUAAAGACCUUUUAUUGAAGCUGAGCUGUAAAAAUGGCUUGUUUUGAGAUCUUUAUUUUUAGUUUAUUUUUUGGACAACAACAACCCAUAACAUAUGACCAUCCAAAUAUACAUGUCACUUACGUCUAUCCAGUCUCUCCAAAAACCUGACCCAUCAAAUAAAGAUUAGAAAGGACAAAGCAGGAGGAUAGACGGUGUUAUUCAUAAGCACCAGAAAGCUAACAAAGAGUAAAAAAUAAUAGUUCCUGGCCCGGUGUAUCAGCUGCGUUUCUGCAUAUCUUUCAGGAAGGAUCCCGAUGUUAGAAAGCUCUACGUUUAGAUUAACUGCUCUCUAUGGCCUUUUGAUUUUAUCACUUGCUUUCAUCACUUUCACUUUCUUUUCUGUGCACUGGUUUGCCAAGCUUAACUGCAAGUCAGAGUGAUCUCUCUCACCAUAGGCACAGACACCAAUUCAACGUGCUAAAAUCGGCCACCACCACUGUGGUUUUUUUAAUGUACUUUUUUAAUACUGCUCUCUGUUACUGUCAUUAAAAAGUGUUGACUGUUGACACAGAUUCACUAACCAAACACUGCACUUCCUAGAUGAGAGGUUAAUUUCCAAGAAAUAGUAUUGCAUAAUUUUCAUAUUGUGCAAAACUUCCUUCUAGGCUCUCAAAGACUUUAGCCAUUAGAAUUAAUGAUUUUCCUUUGUCCAUUCUUCAGUCUUCUCUGUAAAGAGAUUAGCUGAUAAAGGGUCUAUUUCUAAAACAAUGCUUCAGUAUUUCCUUGAAGGGAUAUUUUAAUGAACUCUACUCUCUUGAUGUGAAAUGUCAAAUGUAGUUGUGAAAGUGCCAACCCCUAUAGCCAGUGCUCAUUUCUUAUAACAAGACACAGCACGCUUUGCUUUCCCUUCAUCUGCGUUUGACUAUAGCCACUGUAAAUCACAAAAAAUAUCUUAUAUCAUAUCUACAACAUGCAAUUAAAAAAUAGCCUUGAUAAAGGAAUGCUUGUAAUUGUAUCCAGUCCUCAUUAAGCUUUAUAGUAAUAAUAAUAACAAUCUUGGCUUCAAAAGUCCAGAGCUCCUUAGAUGAUUAAUAACUUGUGUUCUCUGUCCGAGAUAAACGUCACACUGCAAAAAGGUUGCAUAUUUACCAGCCCUCAGUUUUCCCUGUCUAAAAACUGCCUCUGAGUCAUAAAAAGCUCUACGUCUACUUUGUUUAUGAUGCCUGGGAGUGUUUCCUGGAUAAGGAGCGGCCCGGUCUAUAUGUUGUCGAUUAUUACAGGUUUCUGAGCCACACGCACUACUGUUGAGACAAAGGUUUUAAAGAGCGUAAGGCUUCUCAGGUGUCAGAUUUUGCUUGUGUUGAUCUUGGCUGGGACAGACUCAGUGACAUGAAUUUGACUAGUGAUGGUGAGACCUGUUGGACAUGCUCGGGAUAGAGAAUCUGCCUAAAUUGGCUGGACCGUUCUUAAAGACUGAGCGGAAGGGUCCGGCUGCCAUGAUUCAGCAGUUUGAGCAAGAUCAUGGAGGUGGCAUGGCAAAAGAUCUGGCCAAAAAUAGAAGGGUUGUCAUGCCAAGUUGGACUGAACAUGAAGAAAUAAAGGAAUUACAGAAGUCGUACAGCAGGAAUAAGGUCCGGACGACCAAGUACACCUUCCUGUCUUUCAUUCCCAAGAAUCUUUUCGAGCAACUUCAUCGUUUUGCCAAUUUAUACUUCAUCUUUUUGGCCGCAUUGAACUUUGUGCCUAUUGUGAAUGCGUUCCAGCCCGAGAUCUCGAUCAUUCCUAUUGUCUUCGUGAUGUCCAUUACUGCUGUUAAAGACCUUUGGGAGGACCAGCGUCGGAGGAAGUCUGACCAAAAAGUCAAUAACCGCUUAUGUGAUGUUUAUGACAGGAAGCAGAAGCGGUAUGUGGAGCGGCGUUGGGCAGAGGUGUGUGUCGGUGAUCUGGUCCGUCUCUGCUGUAAUGAGAUCAUUCCUGCUGACAUGGUGUUGCUGCACUCGUCUGAUCCUAACGGAGUGUGUCACAUCGAGACGGCCAACCUGGAUGGAGAAACCAACCUCAAACAAAGGCAGGUGGUCCGUGACCUGCCACAGGGAUCUGAAUUUGUUCCAGAAAACUACAGCAGUCACAUUGAGUGUGAAAAUCCCAACAACGACUUGAGACGGUUCAGAGGCUUCAUGGAGCAUCCUGGUAAAGUGCGGGUUGGACUCCACAGUGAAAACCUGCUCCUGAGGAGCUGCACUGUGAGGAACACAGAGACUGUGAUUGGCAUUGUGGUCUAUGCAGGUCAUGAAACAAAAGCAAUGCAGAAUAACAGUGGGCCACGCUACAAACGUAGUAAACUGGAGCGCAGACUCAAUAUGGACGUCCUCUGGUGUGUCAUUUUACUGCUGCUCAUGUGUCUUAUUGCUGCUGUAGGUCAUGGUUUUUGGUUGAGUGGACUACAGAAUCCCAUUUACAUGAUCCCUGAUGACACGCACCCUGCUCUCGCUGCCUUCUACAUGUUCUGGACUAUGAUCAUUGUUCUGCAGGUGCUGAUUCCCAUCUCCCUCUAUGUGUCAAUAGAGAUUGUGAAGCUGGGACAGAUUUAUUUUAUUCAGAAUGAUUUAGAUCUGUAUAACCCAGUACUGGACACUGGAGUGCAGUGCAGAGCGUUGAACAUCACGGAAGAUCUUGGACAGAUCCAGUUCCUGUUCUCUGACAAGACGGGAACCCUCACAGAGAACCGCAUGCUGUUCCGCCGCUGCACUGUUGCAGGAACCGAGUACCCUCACCAUGAGAACGCGAUUUCUCUGGAACAGUAUGAGGAUCAGGGCUGUGGCGAUGCAGAUCACUCUCUCACCCUGAGGUCACGCACAAGCAGGAAGUCACUGAGCUGUAAAUCGCUCAGCUGCAACCGGAGUUCAGUGUCCCUCAAUACCCUCACUGCAGAGUCUGACACACACUCAGUCCACGACACACUCCGCAGACACACACCCGGAGCCUUCAGCGGCACCAUGGAGUGUGCUGUCGUUCCAGACCCUCAGCUUCAGGCCAAGCUGAACACACUGUCUUCAGCCAUGCGUUCCCCUCCCCGACAGCAAGCUGCUGAAAUCUCUCACAUACUCGACUUCUUUCUCGCCCUAACUGUCUGCAACACUGUAGUAGUUUCCUCACCCACUCAGCCGAGACAUGUGGUUCAGAUGCCCGUGGUUCGCACACCCCUGCGCUCUCUAGAGGAGAUGAAGGCUAUGUUUCAGAAGCUGAGUCUGCCUCGCUUUCCCUCAUCACUUAGUCAAAACACAGACACUCCUACCAGCCUAACCAAGAAACUCUUCACCCGGGGUCGUUCAGCUUCCUACUUCCCUAACAACAGCCCGCAAACACCCAUCAUGACCCUACAGUCACCCACCACACCCUCUGGCACCCCUUCAUACACCCCAAGCACCCCCGUCACUCCAGCGCUGUCCAGUGGGGCAUGGAGCGAGGACGUGGACGACAUACAGAAGGCCAAAGUUAACUCUGCUGAUGAGUCCGAGAGCGAUGAUGAAGAUGAGGCAGAAGAGCUGCUGUACGAGGCGGAGAGCCCGGAUGAGGCGGCAUUGGUGCAAGCAGCGAAGGCCUAUGGGUGUACUCUGUUGGGCCGGUCCCCAGAGCAAGUCCUUGUGGUUGUUCCAGGCACUGGGCCACUGUCCAUCCCUCUGCUUCACGUACUGCCAUUUCAUUCUGCCCGCAAAAGGAUGUCUGUGGUGGUGCGCCAUCCGCUCACUGGAGAGGUGGUCGUUUACACUAAAGGAGCUGAUAAUGUCAUUAUGGAGCUGGCUGAAGCAGCUGAAGAUGGUUUCUCUAGAGAGGUCAUGGAACGGACACAGAGAAACCUGGACCAGUAUGCAAGAGAGGGACUGCGCACUCUCUGUGUUGCUAAGAAAGUAUUGGAAGAGCAGGAAUACGAAGCCUGGCUGAAGAGACACGAGUAUGCAGAAACCAGCAUUGAAAACAGAGAAGAGCUUCUGCUGGAAUCUGCCGAGAGACUGGAAACGAAUCUCACAUUAUUGGGGGCGACGGGUAUAGUAGACCGCCUGCAGGAGGAAGUGCCUGAGACCAUUGAGGCUCUGCAGGAAGCUGGGAUUAAAGUAUGGGUCCUCACCGGGGACAAACAAGAGACGGCAAUUAAUAUUGCUUUUGCUUGCAAACUCCUCAGACCUACAGACCACAUUUUGAUGGCUAAUUGUGACAGCAAGGAGACAUGUGAGGCUCGACUUCAUGAGUUACAACAUGAGAUCAGACAGGUCACAAAGGAAGGCGUGUCUGAAGAUGAUAGCUCUGACUGUGUGUUGGUCAUUGACGGCCGUACGUUGGACUACACUCUGCAGAAGGAGCUACAGGGGUCAUUCCUGGAGCUCACAUGCUGCUGUCGCUCAGUCAUAUGCUGCAGAUCCACCCCUCUGCAGAAGAGCCAAGUGGUGCGGCUCGUCAGAGACAAGCUGAAGGUCAUGACCCUGGCUAUAGGUGAUGGAGCUAAUGAUGUCAGUAUGAUUCAAAUGGCAGAUGUUGGAAUCGGCAUCUCAGGCCAGGAGGGCAUGCAGGCCGUGAUGUCCAGCGACUUUGCUAUCUCUAGAUUUAAGUUCCUGAGAAAGCUCAUUUUGGUGCAUGGUCAUUGGUGUUAUACUCGUUUGGCUAACAUGAUCCUCUAUUUCUUCUACAAGAAUGUGAUGUACGUGAACCUUUUGUUCUGGUACCAGUUUUUCUGUGGAUUUUCAGGCAGCACAAUGACCAACUCGUGGGUUUUAAUCUUCUUCAACCUGCUCUUCACCUCCGUCCCUCCAAUCAUAUACGGCGUGCUGGACAAAGAUGUGUCCGGCGAAACGCUUCUAGACUUGCCUGAUCUCUACAAGUCUGGACAAAACUCGCAGGCCUAUCUUCCAUCAACAUUCUGGAUGAAUAUUCUCGAUGCGUUUUACCAAAGCCUAGUGUGUUUCUUCAUACCUUACUUUGCAUAUACAGGAUCUGAUAUAGGGGUAUUUUCCUUUGGCUCUCCAAUCAAUGGCUCCGCUCUCCUCAUCAUCCUCCUGCAUCAGCUCAUAGAGAGUCGCACAGUGACAUGGAUACAUACUGCAAUUUUGCUCUUCAGUGCCUUGUUCUAUUAUGCCUUUGUUCUGUUGUUCAGCCUUACGUGUGUGACGUGCAAUUCUCCCACAAACCCCUUGGGCAUUGAGACAAAAAUGAUGUCCGAUCCUCUCUACUACCUAGUAUGUGGACUUACCACAGUCCUGGCCCUGCUACCUAGGAUCCUUUGUCGUACCUUUUGUAACACUAUCUGUCCAUCUGACCUGGUGAGAGCACAGAAAAUGGAGAGACUCUCAGCACAAGAUUAUUCCACGAGUUUACGGCAGUGGAAGGAGAACAAAGCUGCUCAAAGACUGUCCUCCAGACACGUCCCUCAGAACCUCAGUGUGAAUGCUGACAUGCCUCAUUUAACAGACUGUAUCGCUGAGGCAGGCGCUGUUCUCUCAUGACCAGUAAGGAAGUUGCCCUUGAUCAUAUAAACGUGGUCAUUAGUUCAAAUAGUGACCGUAUAUUCUUGCACUUUAAUGAUCGGCAGAUACUCUGACCAGUCAGACGUCAGAUCUGGCUUUUCUCUGCGCAGUAAGUGUUUUCACAGUGAUGUACAGUACCUGGGCUCUGUGGAGCUUACAGAUGAGCUGCAUCACAAACUCAUUCCAGUCCAAUGAUCGCAGAAUAGACUUGGAGUCUGGCUUUUGUAGACAAAAGAUAUUCAGAGAAUUGUUUACAUUUCACAAGGCUGUGCCUGUGACAUUUUUAAUUACACAUGCACUCCAGAAUUACACAAGAACCUCAGGGUUGUGAGGAUGAAUUGUGGGUUAGGAUGUGGCUAGUGUUUGCCAACAUAGUGCGGCUACUUUGCUCCUACUUUAAUGCAAUACUCAAUUUUUGGCUAUUGAGGGUAAAAAAUUCAGAACUUCACAACUGUAUGGACUAUGAGAAAAUGAGCUUGCACACUUCCCUUAACACUAACGUGCGUAAACUAACAAAAACUCCCACAGUCAUAUUUAUUCUAGCAAACUUCAAAUAAUGGUCUUACUCUUUGAGAAUAUAGGAAUGAUCAAAUUAUUUUUUUUCUGGUAAUCUUAGUAAUUAGGAGAAGCAUGAAUGUGUCUGUUUGAUACUGUAUCUUAUCAUGGAGAAGUUCAAUACCAUGAGGCCUUUACAUUAAAUUAACGUUCCUUGCUCAGGGAUAAAAUGAGGUGAACAUAAACAGGAGCUAAUGUAUUUGUGACCCAAGGUCCUUGAAGUCCACUUGUGUGUUCAAUCGGACAGUGAGCACGCUGACUGCAUGCAUUACAAAUGGACAAAGUGCAGUAUUUUAUGAUGAAUGCUAGAUUGCUUUUUAUACUUCAAUGCAAUUUUAUUUUCAUUUUCAUUCAAUGCUUGAAUUUUGAAAAUGUGAAUAAUCCAGAAUGAUCAUCUAAGAUGAUUUUGAGUCAUUGACUAGAAAACAUUAUUUAUAGUCAUUAUUUUACAUCUUAUGUGAGCCAUUUGUAAUAUUUGUAAAUUUACAAUAAAAUACUCAAAACGUUAAAA
This is a messenger RNA of Cyprinus carpio (common carp), 6816 nucleotides long. RefSeq names its product ATPase phospholipid transporting 10D (gene atp10d). The record is from RefSeq and is a predicted model, not a curated record. Gene Ontology annotation, cellular component: plasma membrane. Gene Ontology annotation, biological process: phospholipid translocation. Gene Ontology annotation, molecular function: ATPase-coupled intramembrane lipid carrier activity; magnesium ion binding; ATP binding. NCBI's taxonomy places the organism in Eukaryota, Metazoa, Chordata, Actinopteri, Cypriniformes, Cyprinidae.